AUCUUUAACCACAGCUCACUUUCUUUCCUUUCUCCUUUCGUUACCCCUUACUUUUCAUCUCCAGUGUUAUUCAUCUUCUUCCCCUAGAUCCUUGUUUGUUGGUUUGGGUUUUAAUCAUCUCCUCAUCAUCUCUUUCCUCAUCUCAUCUCCUCCAUCUAAACCCUCUCAUCAAACUUACUAUGGGUUCGAAACCUAACAGAUCUGCUGGUGGGUAUCGUGUUCCACUAGGUUCUCGAGAACCCAACACCCAGCAAUUUGCUGGGUUCAAUCAAACCCAGCGAUCUACUGGAACGGAGCCUUUUGAUUUCAAUCACCCAAUCUUCUUCUUCCUCAGGCACUUCUCCUUCUAUCUCCUCUCCUUGUCUCUUCUCCAUGGUGAACAAGCUUGGUUGACUAGUGAAGCUCGUGUGACGGUUGGGUCCCUUCUUUGAGUGAGGCUCGGUGGUGUAAAGGAGGAGAUCCAGAUCUGGGUUUCCGUCAUGCUAGCCUCACAUAAUAAGGGAACCUAAGAUAUGGGUUCCCUUUGUUAUGUGAAUAUCUUGUGAAGGAGAAGGUCGAUUUUGGGUGCGAGGAAGUAUAGAUCUAAGAGGCAAUCCAGAUCUAAGUUCCCUCUACACCCACAUUUGUAUUUAGGUUUUAUUUUUCAAAUCUUGAUUGCUGCAAUUUUGGGUAUGAAAGCAUUAAAAUUUGAAUAAUAAGAAUUGGAAUUUGCA
Molecule: messenger RNA, 713 nt
Organism: Rubroshorea leprosula
Lineage: Eukaryota; Viridiplantae; Streptophyta; Magnoliopsida; Malvales; Dipterocarpaceae
Source: the annotation of a GenBank genome assembly